AUCGUGCCAGAGAGAUCGGAUUUGAGCAAAAAAUCAGAUUUUAGCAACAAGGCUUGUAAUGUCAACGUAGCCUCUGACACGAUGGCACCUUUGCCGCUAUAAACAGGUGGAUUCUGUUAUAGUUUUAAAUAUAAUUCAGGAUUGAAGGAUAUCCACUCUCUGUUUCGCUUUCCUAAUGCUGAGUAAACCAUUUAUAAGUAUCCUACCCAAGGCUGAUGCUAUAACCUGUUGUUGUAAACAGUCAAAUGGUGUUGCACCUUCACCAGGUCUGCAAAAUAAUCAAAGAACUUUUGUCUGUUUCUUUAACUAGUAUUAAGCAUUGGCCGAAGCAUUUCCUGUGCACGGCCCGUGAGAGGUGACACCAAGCUAGGUGUUAUAGGGGAAGUAAAAACUGACCACAUUCUUGCUAAGAUUCAGUCCUACCUUUGAAACUUAGCAAUAGAUCUGUUUUUUUUAGAAGCAGAUUUAGCCAGUUUGCUCUUAAAGACACAGUCCUUAUCUCUACCUCACAGGAAUAUGAAAACUGUGGAACUCUACGUUUGUCUCUUCGUGUGGUGUCAACCAGCUCAUAAUUUAACAGACAUGCUGGUUGACUUGGGACAAAAUGUGUCCUUAAACUGUGACCUUCUGGCUGUAAAAGAGAUUUACUGGUUCAUACAACAGUAUCCAAGUCCACCGAAACCCAUCUUACGGUCAUUUUAUAGAAACUCAGUUCCCUAUUUCUACAAUCAUACUUUCGAAGUGAAGUAUUCCUUACAAGAAAAGCUUCAUUUGGCCAUUCAGAAUAUAACAAAGAAUGAAUUAGGAAUAUUCUACUGUGUAGAAACAGGUGAUCUAAUGUUCAGAAAGGGCAUCAGGCUGUACAUCAUGGAACCAACCAAUCCCCCACCUCACACAACACAACAGACGCCCCAGUGGACACAUCAUGAGAUGCCAUUGCUGGUCAUCACGUCUGCUAUGUUGUGCUGCAUUUUGCUGGCUGUGGCCAUCGGGUUGAUGCAAGUUUGUAACCACAGAAAAAGGCAUCCUGGAGAUUCUGAGGUACGUUUAACAUCCUACAUGGAAGAGAAGAAGACCACAAACUGUUUGCAACACUUAUUAAGGACAAAACUUGUUUGUAUAAGAAUCAUCCACUAUCAGUACACAGUGACAAUACGGACAGAAGUACUGACCGGCUGCAGGAGCAGCACUUUCACCGCCGUGGACUUUACCCAGCUCAGCCCUGUGCUCUAUAAAAUGAUCUUGAGCGAUUUGCGAGCGCGGGUUUCUGAGCUGGGCACCAUGGGUAGGAGAUAUUUGAUCGCCAGCGUGUUCGUAUUGCUGAUAAAUAAAGUAGUGUCUCUGGAACAGACAGUUGAAGCCGUUGAGGGAGGCUCAGUCAUCUUGCCAUGUUCAUACAGUGGUGAGGUACCAAAAAGUGAACAGUGGAAGAUUUAUUGGAGGUACAAUGACAACAAAAAAGUGUACAACAUUGUCAAAGGUAAAUUCGUCGAGGACCAGGACACUUCAUACAAGAGCCGAACUGAGAGUUUCCCUGACGCAUAUCAAAAAGGCAACUUUUCCAUCAAACUCAGCAAAGUAAGGGUGUCAGAUCAGGGGACGUAUUCCUGCUUCAUGCACUUUGCACAGACCACUCGGAAGGUGCAGCUUCAAGUUAAAGGUGUCUACAGAGCCAACUACAAAGCCCACUAUACAGCCAACCACAAGGCCUACUCCUCAGCCAACUACUGAUGCAAAAAACAAGAGCGUGGAAUCAAGAUCUGUCAAGAAUUUACUGAUCUUCAGUGUUUUACUGGGAUAUAAUUUAAUUCUCCUUUAGCCAGUGUCAGUCAGACAUUCUGUU
This is a messenger RNA of Colossoma macropomum (tambaqui), 1843 nucleotides long. RefSeq lists its product as uncharacterized. NCBI's taxonomy places the organism in Eukaryota, Metazoa, Chordata, Actinopteri, Characiformes, Serrasalmidae. Bases 517 to 1731 code for a protein of 404 amino acids. The transcript has 9 exons. The record is from RefSeq and is a predicted model, not a curated record.